CCUCGUCCUUCUAUUUUGACAGCAGUGUGGGUUGUUAACAGGACUUGGUGUGGUCCUGUCCACCGUGCUUGGUUCCCUUUGGGGAGUGCUGCGCACAAACAAGACAGCUGGAACAAAAGUUUUGGACAAAGCGGUCCAUGAAGCUUGCCUCUGGCAAUGGCCUGGAUGGAGUUACUGUGAGUACCGUUAUCAACCAACAUGAGGACAAAAGACAGGAAGGUGUUGAGCCCACUGUUAUCACUCAUAAUCCGGUUCCAGUUGUGAACUGUCUUUAGUGAUGUUUCUUUAACCCAGUCUGCCACUGCGAGUAAGCCUGAAAGGCUGGGCCAGGCCAGCACUGAAAGCAUGCCUAGACUGCUCAUGCAGUCCUCCACCAGCGAGCUGCUCACAUGCCUGGGUGCGUUCUUGUGGCGGCGUUGCUGCCUGCUGAAGGACCUGACUACUGACGAGCCUGUGCAGUGGCUGCGCAUUGUGGACCGCUACGUGACACUGACAGAAUGGCAGGAGCAAAGCUUCCUCAUUCCAGGCACCGUGGUCUUUCUCUUCAUGCUGUGCCGUGACAUCAUUUCAGCUGAGGUGGCCACCAAGGAGGAGCUGCAGGCCGUGCUGCUCACAUGCUUGUAUGUGUCUUGCUCCUACAUGUGUGAGGAGAUCAGCUACCCAGCCAAAGCUUUCCUGGUGGAGGAAAACAAAGGGGCCUUCUGGGCCCGAUCCCUGGACAUUGCUAACCGCAUGAGUGGCAAGAUGCUGCAGAUUAACAAUGACCCGCAGUAUUUUUGGCAGGUCUUCACUGACCUGAAGAACAUGAUGGUUCAUUAA
Molecule: messenger RNA, 819 nt
Organism: Electrophorus electricus (electric eel)
Lineage: Eukaryota; Metazoa; Chordata; Actinopteri; Gymnotiformes; Gymnotidae
Source: RefSeq, a predicted model, not a curated record